Molecule: messenger RNA, 1347 nt
Organism: Phytophthora nicotianae INRA-310
Lineage: Eukaryota; Oomycota; Peronosporomycetes; Peronosporales; Peronosporaceae
Exons: 1
Coding region: 1-1317 (438 amino acids)
Source: RefSeq, a predicted model, not a curated record
AUGGCUGGAUCACACGCUAGACGAGCAACUACACUACCUGACGAUGGUACUCCCAUGGAUUCCAGGCCGAAAACGGUCGACCGUCGUCCAACUGUACCGGAAGAUCACGACUAUGACUCGAAAGUACCUCAACCAAAGAAAUCGACGACACCCAAGUUGUAUCUGAAAGAAGGAGAGGCCCAAGCGUUCCGACACUUGGCGCACAGUAUCGUCUCCCGAACUCUAGCACACGAGUGUGAGUUCCGUCAGCUUGGAUGUCCUGAACCGAAUAGCAAGGAGUGGAAGCUGCUUAAACGACAGGACGACUUGAGUGUCUACAAGCAGCGAGGCGGCAGCGACUCCAAGACGUACACGGUCAAAUGUGUGGGCUCAUUGGAAGGCACUUUAGAGGACAUUCUCUAUGGUACACACUCGAAGAAUCGCGAGGAAAUGCACGCGACCGCCGCGUAUUUACACAGUAGCCACAUGGACUGUGCCGUGCUCAACGUAUUGGAUAGUGGGACGGACGAAGACCCGUACCGCCAACUUGCACUCAAGUGGUUCAUUGCUGAGACUAUCGGUGACGCACGAUUAGUAAAGCACCGUGACUGGUUCAACAUCGAGUCGACGGGUAUGGGCACCGACGCUUGGGGACGUCGCUACGGCUACUUCCUUGCCAAGUUUGCCGAUCACCCGGGAUGCCCUCCGAUGCCCGAGAACAGCGAUGUGAUCCGCGGCAAGAUGGCUAUGUGCUGCAUUUACCGUCAAGAAGCGGGAUCCAAGAUCGUCGAUGUGUACGCCAAGGGGUCAAUCGAUCUAGGCGGUGGAAUGCCGGCUUUCAUCACCAGCAGUGCAUCGUGUUCCAUGAUGUUUAAUAUGGCGGUGUCCAUGGAAAGCGCUGAAGCGAAACGUCUUACAAAACUCGCUCUUCAACACGCUCAAAGGGAAGCGAAAAAGACGGAGAGGAAGGAUGAAGCGGAUUAUGAAAAUGAGAUAGAGACGUCACAGAAGCUCACGACGGAGUCGGUUUUCGACAUGCUGGCAGCGUCUGUGAUCUCCUCGUCGACUACAUCAUCGAAUGAGGGAAAGAUUAAGGCACCGAAGACGUCCAGGGAGCCGUGUCAUGUGUGCGGCAAGAAGCCUGCCAUGUCCAAACUUGUCCGGUCUUCUCAUCGCAAAUGCGGUGUCUGCAAGGAACGGGCGUGCAGCAAGUGCAACAUCAAGCGGAAGUUGUUUGGCCGAGCGGGUCCAGUCACGGUGUCGUGCUGCAAAGUCUGCAUCCUCGAGUCGAAACGCCUUAGCAUAGAUCCACGGGAGCCAUGCCCAAUUCUACCGUAAAAUUGUCUGUUGAUAAUAAUGUCUUUGUCG